Molecule: messenger RNA, 3867 nt
Organism: Neodiprion fabricii
Lineage: Eukaryota; Metazoa; Arthropoda; Insecta; Hymenoptera; Diprionidae
Product: translin-associated factor X-interacting protein 1-like
Exons: 7
Coding region: 1267-3273 (668 amino acids)
Cellular component (GO): cytoplasm
Source: RefSeq, a predicted model, not a curated record
GAUUCCAAUCAUUCAAAGUGACUCACGUCAAUUGGAAUUAGUACUAAUUGAAUUACAUGAACGGUAUCACUUCUCGUCGUGGAGAUGCUCGUGUUACAAAGAUCAUAUUUCACCGACCGAUAGGUUUCAGUCUUAUAUAGAAGCCGGUAGUUAAGUUAAUUUUUCUCGUCCACCAGAUUCAGUGCCAGUUAAUUAAACUACAAGUUAUUCAAUAUCAAUAUCUUACCACUGCUAGGUUUUCUAUUUUUGCCAAUCUAAUUUCCUGACACUAUGACAAUCAUGAACUAAGACGAUGCGGUUCAUAGUGGCCUCAGUCACACCCCUCGUACCGAUAAUUCUACAAGUAUUUGGGUCAAGUAUGUCUUUCUGACAGGCGUUAAAAAUUUGAUUACGUAGCGAAUCGAUCAUAGAAAAUUAUCAAAGUAUGUUACACUGCAACUACUUUGAGGUCAUUCAUUUAUCCGCUAUGAGUACAUUUUCUUUGUGUUUUUUUGUUUUACUGAAAGUCUGAGUUUAUGAAGACUUUCUGGCUUCAGUGCCAGAAAUUAUACACCCACGAACCAAUUAGAUGAACGCUGAUGAGAAAAGAGGCAGACAAAAGCACCCUGGAAUGCGGAAACCUCCGAAUCGAGAGUCGUAUAAUUUUCAAGUUCAAUUCAACGCUGGCAUAAAAUCCAAAUAAUUACAAUCUCAUCGACGAUCUAUUUUCCAUAAUUUUUCUUUUUUUUUAAGCCCGCCGUGUUUUGUUAAUAUUCUGCUUAUCCCUGCGAUUAAAGACCAGUUAAUUACGGAUGAUCCAGUCCAGAGAUAUCUUGUUCACCGCAAGACGCCUUUUUUAGAGAUGCUCUCGGAGAUCGGUUAUAACAGCUUUAAAUAUCAUUAUUUAUAAAAAUAAAAAAUAUCAGAAUAAGGUCCAACGUUUCCCCAACGUGUAUGUAAAUUUUCAUCUUAAUAAAUUGAAAUGUCUCUUCACGAGCAAUCCGUGAAAAACCGCCUUUUUCCACCUCCUGAUUUCGUAUAAUCCAUUAAACGCGAGUGCAGGAAGUAGCUCAUGAGCUUGAAUUCCCAUGACAACAAUACGAAAAGCUUAUCGGCAAUUCACGCGGCAUCGUUGCGUAUAAAGAUAAAAAAAACUCCGAUAUCAGGUUCCACUUGUUUCAACAGCUUUCGUUUCCGUAUACCUGGUAUAACAGUGACCGUUCAGUGGCGUUAUUUUCGCCGUCCGCAAGCGCGUCAAAUAUCUCUAAAAAUCGGAAUACUCGAGAAAUGUUUCCAAAUUUAUUCCAUGUAAAAUCCGUGCAUCGUCAGGUACGUCUGAACGAAGUUCUGGCUAGACUCGAGGGUGCAAAGAUACAGCACAAGAUACUGAAACCACCGAAAUCUUCGAUGAUACCAGGAUGCAGGCACUGCAGGAUCAGAAUGAAGAAUUCAUGCGGAAGGAAAGUUUUCGCAAACGUAUCGUCGCGUGACAAGCCCGUCUUUAUAGCGAAGUUGGAGCACUUUGUAGAAAAGGAAGUGAACCGGAUUGCCAGUGAGAAGAGGUCAGAAUGCCGUGAAGUCAGCUGCGACCAUCUUCUUUGCGACCAGAAAAAGUUGGACGCUGAAUUGGCGAUUUACAAAUCAGCGUUCGAGGUACUUUUGACUAAAAUAAGAACUUUCAAGCCCCUUUUGUCCAGGAUAAAGUCGACCUACGACAAGUGCAUCGAGGUCAGAGACGAUAGGAUGAAGCUGAUGGAAAUAGUAUCGUCGAAAUUAGAGACGUUCAAGAAAACGGUGGAGAAAAAAAUCGACACGAUCGAGCGAACGGGGACGGGGAAAGUUGGGGCAUUGAUGAGGGAAAAGUCCUGCUUGACGGAAACCGUUGCGAAACUUAGAGCGAACCUCGAAGAGAGUAACGGGAAGAUAAACUGCUUGAGGCAUGAGUUGCUCGACUGCGAGGAGAGGGAGAUCAGGAGGAUCGUGAACCAAAGGAGGCAAAAUAUUGAGCCGUCUUCGGGAGGCGCGAAAGAAACGAAGAUGGUGAGACGACAGGCGGCGCAAAGUCGACGGCUCCUCGAAGAUCCCGUUUUGAUGAACAUUUGCUUGGAACGAGCGAGGAAGGACCUCAGCACUGCUCAUCGGAAGAUCGCCGAGCUCGAGGACACCUUCCGCGAAGUUGUCCCAAAAUGGGAACUAGAACGGCUGGAGAACAGGCACCAGGCUUUCGAAAGGGAAUAUCGAAACCUCUCGCAGGAGUUCGAAGCUCUUUCCAAAGAGCACGAAGCGCUCAAGGUGAACUUUGAAGUGGUUCGAGAGCAAAAGAACAGCCUAAGAGACCGCUGCAAAAUAUUGGCACACACAAACACCCCGAGGCCGGAUUGGUCCAAAUGCGGACAGUUCAUUCAGGGCGGAGUUCAACGCUGGAGGGACAUAACGGCCAAGAAAUCAAGCGAGGAUCGAUUGACCAUUCUUUUAUCGGAGUUGUGCGGAGUGGCGAGCGCCGAGAACGACUACUUUGUAGGUCAAGGGACCGACCCAUCGGUUCCGGUGUUUCUCCGGUACAAGGGUAAGAUGAAGAACCGUAAAUUGGGACGGAGGGAAGUGAGCAUCCUGAUAAACGACAUCUGGAAGAGCAGGAUGGCUUCGGACAUGGGGACACCGAUGGGCGAAUACGUGCUCAAGUACUUCUCAGAGAGGUAUCACAUUUCGCUGCUCAGGUACGAGUGGAUCUAUAAUCUAUACUACGCCUGCCAACGGCUCGUAUACGACGACCAGAUCGGACUGUUUUGGAACAUACUUUGGGGCAACGUCGUCGAAGAGGCUUAUCACGCCCCGAGGAAGGAGUUCGUUCUCCUAAAAAGGAUGAUGGAGAUGCGGAUGGAGGAUAAGAAAAUAAACGCGCUGCUCGCUCAGGACUUGAUGGACGUAAUGGACGUCAUGUACCCCCAGAAAAGUAAUCGAGACAUCGAGAACAUAGUUUACGCGGCGGGGAAACAGCUCGGAAUAGAUCCUUCGACCGAGGCAUUUGACGUGGCAAAGUUAUUCGCUCAAACCGAGGAAGGAUGGGAGCGCGGUGAUUUUGCCAGAGAAUUAGCCCGUCAAACGAAGCAGGAAAUAACGGAAUUCGGCAAGGGGAUUUUGCACAGUAUAAAUAUACACGAUAAAACGAGCGAGGUGACGGUGGAAAUGCUUAAAAAGGGGUUCAUGGAAGUCGACGAGGAUAUACGUGCACCAGAAUCUGCUUACGCAGCACUUAAAGUGGAUUUACAAGGUUCAAGACCUCAGCAAAGCUAAGCCCAUGGUGAGCAGCGCAAUAGUAAGACAAAUGUUGAACGGUUACAUAAGGCGAAGCCAGUUGAAAAAUCAUCGCAGAAACUAAUUACAGUCGCAUCGCCUGCCGUGUAAUAUACGAUCAAGAUUUUACGUCGAUGUCUCAGAUUGGCUUUAUAAUUUUUUUUAUUAAAGUACACGUAGAAAAACUCGAUUGCAAUUUUCUUCAGAAUUUUUCGACCCAGCGUCGAUUUGUCGUAUGAUUUAAAAGGAUGUAAAAAAAAAACCCCCCAUUUUCUAAAAUCUCAAAAUAUUCCGAAAAAUUAUAAAACCAAUCUGAGACAUCGACGUAGAAUCUUGAUCGAGAUGUCAUGUAAUGCCCCACGUAUACAAUAAAUUAUUUAAAUUAAUGCAUUUCUGGUAUUAUACCUAGAGGUAUAGGUAAUAGCUUUCAGAAAAAUUACUAACCAUUGAUUGCUUUGAGAUAAUCGUUAUUAUUAUUAUUGUUGUAGUUAUUGUUGAAAAAUAUUUUAUAUGUACACAAUAAUUUUUUAUUUCUGUUUGUUGCUUUCUCUCUGUCGGGUAAUUAACGUUAUAAUUUAAAAAAUCUAUACAUAA